Molecule: messenger RNA, 978 nt
Organism: Rhincodon typus (whale shark)
Lineage: Eukaryota; Metazoa; Chordata; Chondrichthyes; Orectolobiformes; Rhincodontidae
Product: probable G-protein coupled receptor 139
Exons: 2
Coding region: 1-978 (325 amino acids)
Biological process (GO): G protein-coupled receptor signaling pathway
Cellular component (GO): membrane
Molecular function (GO): G protein-coupled receptor activity
Source: RefSeq, a predicted model, not a curated record
AUGCACCUUCCAAUUGACAGUAUUGUGAAAAUAUACUAUGUGAUCCUUGCUAUCAUUGGUAUUCCUGUUAACUUAAUUACAAUACUGAUCCUAUCUCGGGGAAAGUGUGGGCUUUCAGUAUGUACCACUCGCUAUCUGGUGGCCAUGGCAGCAGCGGAUUUAAUGGUCAUUAUCACUGAAGUCAUACUACGCUAUAUCAAUGGCUAUUAUUUCCCAAUAAUGCUUUUCUUGAACAUCACCCCCGUCUGCAGUAUUCGUGCUGUCUUGGGUCAUACAGCCACAGACUGCUCUGUUUGGUUCACCGUCGAUUUCACUUUUGAUCGGUUUGUGGCUAUUUGUUGUCAGAAGCUGAAAACAAAAUAUUGCACUGAGAAAGCUGUGUCUGCAGUUCUAGCAACAACUGGUGCAUUGCUCUGUUUAAAAAAUAUUCCCUUCUACUUUACACUUGAACCUACAGAAGUGAUCAACAAUGUGCCAUGGUUUUGCCAUACAAAACAAAGCUAUUUCACUGAGCCUGGAUGGGUAGGAUUUGAUUGGUUUGAUACACUUUUAACUCCAUUGCCUCCAUUUGCUUUCAUUUUAUUGUUCAACGCUCUGACCGUCAGACACAUUUUAAUAACCAGUCAAGUUCGUAAGGGACUGACAGGUCAGAACAGGAGAGAAAAUGACAGUGACCCAGAGAUGGAGAACAGGAGGAAGUCCAUAAUUUUACUCUUCUGCGUAUCCAGCAGCUUCAUACUCCUGUGGUUGACAUACGUUAUAUAUUUAUUAUUUGUCAUUACAGGAGCAACUCUCAAUUAUUACAGAUAUUCCUCAUACAUCUUUCAGCAGGUCGGAUCCAUGCUCCAGAGUUUAAGUUGCUGCACGAAUACAUUUAUUUAUGGCGUGACUCAGUCAAUGUUCAGAGAGCAGUUCAAGAGUGCGGUGAAAUAUCCGGUUACAAUCAUUAUUAAAUUAUUUAAUAAACAAAUAAACUAA